AUGUUACGACGUAUUAGAUCAGCGUUCAUUGAACCACAGCCAGCAAGUGCUAAUCGCUUAAAUGAGUAUAAGAUCCUACGAAAACUUGGGCAAGGCACAUUUGGAACUGUGAGUUUGUGCGUGUAUCUUCCAACGGGAGAGAACUUUGCUAUGAAGACUCUGAUGAAGAAGCCCUUGGAGAGAAAUAUGGCUCUAAACCGAAUGGUGCAUAGAGAGCUGGAAAUCCUGACGGGGCUAGAUCAUCCGAAUGUCAUCAAAUUAAAGGAAUGGUUUGAGACAAAGGACAAGUACUUUUUGAUCUUUGAAUAUGCAUCAGGUGGAGAACUGUUUCAGCGUAUCAGUGAAAAGGGAAAGUUUACCGAGAUGGAUGCAGCCAAGAUAGCCUAUAGCUUACUUGAUGCAUUGAACUAUAUACACGAGCACAACAUAGUGCAUCGAGAUCUCAAACCCGAGAAUGUGUUAUAUCGUGACAAGACUGAUGAUUCACCAAUUGUGAUUGCCGACUUUGGAGUCUCGAAUAUAGUAGAUGACCAAACUAUGCUUCAGACAAUGGUCGGCUCACCAGGAUAUGCAGCUCCUGAAGUCAUUGAACGAACAGGCCACAACAAACCUGCUGAUAUAUGGAGUGUUGGCAUAAUAACAUAUACUCUAUUGUGUGGAUUCCAUCCAUUUCAUGCGUGUGAGGACCAAUCUCAAUUGCUGAAAGCAGUUUGCAAAGCCGAAUUCAAGUUUGAGAGUCCGUAUUGGGACAACGUCUCUCAAGAAGCUCAAGAAUUCGUAAUAUCUCUACUACAACUCGACCCAAGUAAACGCCCCAAAGCCAAACAGGCCAUGCUCCAUAGCUGGCUCCUCGCACACGUAUCCGCCGCUCGUGUACGAGCCCGUACUCUCCGUCCCUCAAUCCUCACAAGGAAGCUUGAUUCCGCGAUUGAUAUGGCCAGCAGUACCCAAUCAUCAUCUCAACAAUCACCAACAUCACCAACAGGAAGCAUCGACGACUUGCAUAUAUCAUCAUCUAGUGAAGCCUUAUUGGAUCGAUCAGAAGGUGAUCAAAGGUCUACAGACUCUGACUUGCCAGACUUGUCUACGAAAUGGGAGCAGUCCGAAGAUGGGUCCAAGAUGGAUUUGAAUCACGCAAGGAGGGCAUUGAGGAGAGUGCUGACGGCCGCUUCGCUAAUUGGUAAAAUGCAGCUUCAGCGUAAAAAAUCAAUGGAGAGUUUGAAGGGUAGUAGCUUUGCGGUGGAGAAUGAUGCUAUGCCAACGGCGAAUCCAUUAAGUCCUACAUCGCCGCCACGAAUUAUGGGUAGUACGGGGAGACGAGACUCUGCACCUGAUCUUAAACGUAUAAGGAAACCAUCUAUCCCUAUCUCGUAA
Synchytrium microbalum is the source of this 1374-nucleotide messenger RNA. RefSeq lists its product as uncharacterized. Lineage: Eukaryota; Fungi; Chytridiomycota; Chytridiomycetes; Synchytriales; Synchytriaceae. The transcript has 6 exons. Gene Ontology annotation, biological process: protein phosphorylation; cellular response to oxidative stress. The coding region runs from base 1 to 1374 and encodes 457 amino acids. Gene Ontology annotation, molecular function: ATP binding; calcium/calmodulin-dependent protein kinase activity. The record is from RefSeq and is a predicted model, not a curated record.